Molecule: messenger RNA, 351 nt
Organism: Penicillium hordei
Lineage: Eukaryota; Fungi; Ascomycota; Eurotiomycetes; Eurotiales; Aspergillaceae
Exons: 1
Coding region: 1-351 (116 amino acids)
Source: RefSeq, a predicted model, not a curated record
AUGGCUUCUGGGCUUUUCUUCAACCCGCUUAAGCUUCUCCGCGUUGCCCCGCUUCUCAUCACCACAUCGGCGCUAAUCUAUGCUUGGGAUGAGCGCUGGUAUCUGCCAGGCUUCCUACGCUCAGAGCACAAGUCCGAAACUGAGACGAUACUCCCGAGUAACUUCCGUCGCUUCUUCGAACAGGGCGUCUUUAUCGUUGCCGGUCUCAACACCCUCACGGUCUCCACUUCGGUCGCCAAUCUGCUGACUGAUCGUCCGGUACUGGACUGUCUCCGAUCUUCGCGAUGGUACUGGGCGGGCCUGGGCUUGACUGCUUGUCACUUUUUGUUCGUGCCUCUUAUCGCGUAUUAA